UCAUCAACGUAUAAUUCGCACGAUAAAGCCAGCCUUAUAAACGAUACCACGCUUUACGCGCGCACAAACAAACUGUCUUCACUGAAAGAUUCAGUGCACGGACAUCCAUCAUGUUUGGGAGUUCCAGAGACGUGUCUCCGGAGGAGCGAAAUUCACUCAGUAAACUGGCGUGCGGAUGCGGCGCCUGUGGGGCGCGCGAGGCGGCGCGCGGCGACGAGGCGUGGCGCGUGCUGGCCGCGGAGGCGCUGGGCACGGCGCUGCUGGUGGCGCUGAGCUGCCUGCCCGCCGCCGCGCCCGCGCCGCCGCUGCAGCGCGCGCUGGCCGCCGGGCUCGUGGUCACCGUGCUCGUGCAGUGCUUCGACCACGUGUCGGGCGCGAUGUUCAACCCGACGGUGACGCUGGCGGCGGCGCUGCGCGGACGCGUGGCGGGAGUGCGCACGGCGGGCGUGCUGGGCGCGCAGCUGGCGGGCGCGGCGGCGGGCGCGGGGCUGCUGCGGCUGCUGGCACCGGCCGCGCCCGGGGCCUGUGCGCUGUGCCUCACGCUGCCCGCUGACCACGUGUCCGUCUAUAAGGCGGCGGCGAUAGAAGCCGUGCUGGGCGGCUGCCUGGCGCUGGCCAACUGCGCGUCGUGGGACGCGCGCAACCGGCUGCUCACCGACUCGUGGCCCGCGCGCAUCGGGCUCAUCGUGGCCGGGCUCACGCUGGUCGCGGGCGAGCUGACCGGCGCCAGCAUGAACCCGGCGCGCAGCUUCGGGCCCGCGCUGUGGGCCAUGAACUUCGACAGACACUGGGUGUACUGGCUGGGCCCGCUGACCGGCUCGGCGCUGUGCUCGGCGCUGUACGCGUGGGCCUGGCCUGCGCCGUUGCACGCGCCCGCGCGAGCCGACCCCUGCGCCGCCUGCGCCCCGGGGCCCGCCUGCGCCCCGGGGCCCACCUGUGCCCCGGGGCCCGCCUGCCCCGCGCCCGCAGCCAAGCGGCGGCCCGUCUGA
This is a messenger RNA of Ostrinia nubilalis (European corn borer), 989 nucleotides long. Its product is annotated as lens fiber major intrinsic protein-like. Gene Ontology annotation, biological process: transmembrane transport. The transcript is spliced from 7 exons. The coding region runs from base 111 to 989 and encodes 292 amino acids. Gene Ontology annotation, molecular function: channel activity. The record is from RefSeq and is a predicted model, not a curated record. Lineage: Eukaryota; Metazoa; Arthropoda; Insecta; Lepidoptera; Crambidae. Gene Ontology annotation, cellular component: plasma membrane.